AUGUGGUCGGCAAUGAAACAACUUCCCUCAAAAGAAAGGUUAUCGCUAAACGUGACGGCGCCAGUUCCUAGCAGCGACCUUGUGGAAGAACAGAACCACGGCCAUAUGAUACCAAGUGAGUUAGAAUUAACUAGAGAUGCAAUAUGCAGUCAACCUUUCCACCAUUCAAGUAGACACAUCUUCAAAUACUCCCAUCUCUUGUAUCUGUUUGAAGUAACAAACCGUCAUCACAUGUGA
This is a messenger RNA of Lathyrus sativus (Indian pea), 237 nucleotides long. The record is from the annotation of a GenBank genome assembly. Lineage: Eukaryota; Viridiplantae; Streptophyta; Magnoliopsida; Fabales; Fabaceae.